UCUACUCCGUCUUCCCUCGUCACUUGUGAGCCUGUGCAACAGUUCAGUGCACCUCUAGCAGAUUCACGCAAAUUUCAUCCCCCGUGGCCUCCACCAAAAUCCCGUCGUCGCUUCGGAACUCAUCGACUCAAGCUAAUCUCGGCCUCCUCUACUUCUCCAUCCAGAUUUUCUACUCUUCCUCUAAGAAAAGUAAGGUGCUUUGCGACAUCCUGUUGAGGAGUUUAACAAAGCAUGGCCAGUCUAGGAGCGUUCUCUCUUUGUUUAUAGAACAAUGGUGCUGGACUCUGUUUUUUCCCGACGUAGAAACAUACCCGUUAAUUCUGGGUUCGUGCCCUUCGGGCUCAGAGAUUGCUAACGGGAAAACGGAUUUAAGGGCUAGUCAUAAAAUUGGGCUUGGAGUCGUCGUCAGCGGUGGAGGCUGCUGUGACAGAGAUGUGCAAUCGAUUUGGUGAAUUUCGCAAUGUAAGGAAUGUCGUCGAUCAGCUUAUGCCAUUUAAGAAUGUCAAUCUGUCGGAUGGAAAUAUUAUUGGAAGUUCUCAAAUGGGAACGGGAAGACUAGAAACUGAUUUUGUUAGGAAGGCGACUAAUUUGUUGAGGUUCGUUGUUGAUUCGCGCUUGUUAAAGGAGGGAAGAAUUGUCCAUUCUUGGGCUUACACUUCCGGAUUAUGCAGAAACUUGUCUGUAAGUACCGCUUUGUUAUCAAUGUAUGUGAAGCUGCGGGAUUUGCACAGUGCUGGGAAGCUGUUUGUCAAAAUGCCUGACAAGGACUGUGUUGUGUGGAACAUAAUGAUAUCUGCAUAUUCUCACAACGGGCACCCCGAGAAAUCUGUGCAGUUGUUGAGAGAGAUGUUGAAAUCUGGGACCAAAGCUGAUUUGUUCACGGCCUUGCCUGCUGCUUCCUCGAUUGGGCAGUUGAAAUCCUUGGGCUGGUGCAAAGAACUGCAUACUUACGUGACAAGAAACGAACUAGGUUACCAGGUAUCUGUUCAUAAUGCGCUCGUUGAUAUGUAUUGCGAAUGUGCUUGUUUGGACUACGCAAGGAAGGUAUUCGACUCAAUUAUAGAUAAAACAGUGGUCUCUUGGAGCACCCUGAUGAAGGGUUAUGUGAAACAUGAUCACUCUUUGGCAGCUUUAUCUCUCUUCUCUAAAAUGAACUCGGUAGGACCGCAAGUUGAUUUUAUAGCCAUCAUUAACAUCUUGCCUGCCUGUGUGAACACUGGAGCACUAGAGCAAGUGAAAUCCCUUCAUGGCUACUCAGUUAAACUUGGUCUAAACCUUUUAUCAGCUCUAAACACGGCUCUACUCACCAGCUAUGCAAAAUGUGGAUCCAUGGAUAUGGCUAGGAAGAUCUUCUUCAUCGAGGAAAAGUUCGAUAGAGACAUAAUCAUUUGGAAUUCAAUGAUUAGCUCACAUGCCAAGCACGGAGACUGGUCUCAGUGUUUUGAGUUGUACAAGCAAAUGAAGCAUUCAAAUUUAAAACCAGAUGAGUUCACGUUUCUGAGUCUACUAACAGCUUGUGUGAAUUCAGGUCUGGUUGAGGAAGGACGGGCAUUGUUCAAGGAGAUGACUGAAACCUACAAGCAAAGUCCCAGCCAAGAGCAUUAUGCUUGCAUGGUGGAUUUGUUAGGGCGUGCAGGCCUUGUGAAUGAAGCUAAGGAGCUUGUGGAGAGCAUGGCGUUCAAACCGGAUGCACGGAUUUGGGGUCCGCUGUUAAGUGCCUGUAAGUUGCACCCCAAUACUACUGAACUGGCAGAGUUUGCAGCUGAGAAUCUCAUAAUUGCAGAGCCAAGAAAUGCUGGCAACUACAUACUGCUCUCCAACAUAUAUGCCGCUGCAGGGGAGUGGGAUGGAGUUGCUAAGAUGAGGAGUUUCCUUAGGGAUAAAGGGCUAAAGAAAACUCCUGGAUGUAGCUGGGUUGAGAUCAAUGGUCAGUCCCAUGAGUUUCGGGUUGCUGACCGGUCUCACCCAAAGGCUGAUUCCAUAUAUGGGACACUGAGCUCUCUGGAGCUAGAAAUCAAAGCUGCCAGAGACGAGUUUGGGAGGGAAGCAAAAGGCCUAGCUGUGGAUUCUGAUCUUUUCUGGUGACUUUCUUUGGCAUGGACUUUCCAGGCCUGAGUGUUCAGCUUCUCUGCGGAAGUUAAACAUCUCUUACAAGGCUCUAUUAUCUGGUGGACGAUUUCAUCUAGAAGCAAAUUAGGAAUAGUUCUUCACUCCUAUUGGUGUUAGUUGUGCAGAGUGAUUUGUGCAUCUUCCAGUGGAAGAAGGGAUGGAAAUAUGAUCAACAAAAAUUUCAAGAAGCGAUCUUUUGAGCUGGAACCAGAGACAACUGCUUGAUUCCAUUCUACCAACUCGUGGGUUUUGCGCAUUCGUUUGGAUUGGAUGCAGCCUUUCAAGCACAGAUAGCCUUGAGCACUGACCAAUUUCGAACCUGCCUGAUUCACAUUAUGGAGAACACUGGAAGCUUGCUUCUUCCUUUCGUGUACCCCGCCCCACAAACCCAAGUUCAGACAAUUUGCAAAAGCUGGACAGAUCGUUGAACGCGACUCUGACCAAUGAAUUUAGCAGGAAGGCAUGUACUUCACAAGUAUCAGCACUAAUGAGAGUGACUGCUGCAGCAGUUUCCAGGGAGAUCCCAUCUCUUAAAGCUACUGGAAACCCAUAUCUUGGUUGGUCUCGGAUGGUUCAACUCCACACUGGUCCUGUCUUUGGGCACCCAUGUUGGCUUCUUGGGAGUUGGGAAGGAUGCCCAGAUCUCUCAGAAGGGUUACUUGUUGGUAACAAUGAGAGAUGGCAUUUCUGCUGCAACUAGCUGUGUUGCAGCAUCAAGUCUCAGCCUCUGCGACUGAUAGGGAUGGCAAUCAAACCCAUGGCCGCGGAUAUCCGAUCGCCUCCGAUCCAGUUAACGCGGGGAAUCCCCGCAUUGAUUGGGUAUGGGGCGGGUAUGGUUUUAGGCUCCCCGCCCCAUACCCAUACCCGCCCCACUAAGAACAUUUCUUCACAUAUAACAAAUAUAUGAAUAAAAUUGUGAUAUAUGAAUGAUAGUAAGGGUACCCCAAGAAAAUAAAUAUUAGAAAUGCAAUUGAGUGACCACCCAAAUCAAAACAUAAUUCCUUUUCGUCAACUCUCCCUUCACUCUUUCACUUUUCCCCUCGUGUUUACUAGAUUAUGUUAGUUUGAUAUUAGUUAGUAGAUGUAUCAGAGU
Linum tenue is the source of this 3202-nucleotide messenger RNA. The record is from the annotation of a GenBank genome assembly. Lineage: Eukaryota; Viridiplantae; Streptophyta; Magnoliopsida; Malpighiales; Linaceae.